Molecule: messenger RNA, 2374 nt
Organism: Neolamprologus brichardi
Lineage: Eukaryota; Metazoa; Chordata; Actinopteri; Cichliformes; Cichlidae
Biological process (GO): regulation of transcription by RNA polymerase II
Cellular component (GO): nucleus
Molecular function (GO): DNA-binding transcription factor activity, RNA polymerase II-specific
Source: RefSeq, a predicted model, not a curated record
GUGACUUUUAUUACUCGACAAUAUAUUUAGUUCGCCGUGUGAGAGUUUAUCUGCUGCUGCUGAAGAAAUCCUGCCAGCUUAACAAACGAAAUAUGAGAAGGAGGUCAGCCGUGAGCUCAGACUGCUGCAGAACAACCGGAAACCCGAGAUAAAGUCACACAGAGCAGACAUCCCACAGCAACAUGAAGUGUAAGGACAAAGAAGUUCGUGAUGAUCAGCAGGUCUGUAACCAGGAGAUGAGCUCCAGUGUGGACCAGGAGAAUCCUGAUCUUCCACCGAUUAAAGAGGAACAGGAGGAACUCUGCAUCGCUCAGGCAGGAGAGCAGCUUGUAGUGAAACAGGAGGCCGAUGGCAUCAUUUUCUGGACCGGGGAAGAGCGCCUCAGGCUGCUGGAUGUCAUCUGGAGUCCUGAAAGAAAUUUACUACACAGAUCAGACCUCCCACAACAACACGACUGUAAGGAAGAAGAGGGCCUGGAUGACCAUCAGGUGUGUAACCAGGAGAGGUACUCCACCCUGGGCCAGGAGCACCCAGAGCCGCGACACAUUAAAGAGGAACCGGAGGAAUUGUGCAUCAGUCAGGAGGGAGAGCAGUUUGCACUGAAGCAGGAGAGUGAUACCUUUAUGGUGACUCAGACUUACGAGCAGUGUAGGCCAGAACCAAAGCGUGAGCAGUUUCUCUCUCAUAACUUACCUGAACCACAGAGGCGAGAUGUGGAAGAAGGCAGGCAUGUGGAUUUGGGAUCAACUAGAAGAGCAGAGCCGAUAAAGAGGAAACCUCGCGGUGAGGGAGCAGAUGAGUCUCCCGGCUCAGAGGGCCAGUAUACAACAAACACAUUUAAAAAGGGUUUAAAAUGUGAAACUUGUGGAAAAGUCUUUCAUUUUAAAUCUGGACUAAAUGAACACCAGAGAGUUCACACAGGUGAGAAGCCUUAUUGUUGUAGUGUCUGUGGAAACAAAUUUAGUUUCUCAUCUGCAUUCAAAGUUCACAUGAGAAUUCACACUGGUGAGAAACCAUAUUCUUGCAGUACUUGUGGAAAAUGUUUUAGAGAUUUAAAAUCAUUCAAAACUCACACUAGAAUUCACACAGGUGAAAAGCCAUAUUCUUGUAGCAUCUGUGGAAAAACAUUCAGGGACUUAUCAGGAUUCCGAAAACACACAAGAAUUCACACAGGUGAGAAGCCAUACGUUUGCACCAUAUGUGAGAGAAGCUUCAGUCAAAUGAUACACUUGAAAACACACAUGAAAAUUCACACAGGUGAGAAGCCAUUAUCGUCUGGCCCCCAUGGCAAAAGAUAUAGAUACUCAUUUGGCUUGAAAGCACAGAUGAGAAUCCACACGGGCGAGAAGUCACAUUUUUGUAGCACAUGUGGGAAAACAUUCAAGCAGAAAACACGGUUUAAAAGACACAUGAGAAAUCAUACUGGUUAAAAAUGUCAUCUUUUAGAUUUUUAGCACUGUGUUCAUAGCACAGCCUGAGACGCCAAAUCAGUGCAACACCUGUGAGGAAAAAAUGAUCUCAUAUAUUCUAAUACUGGCUUAUUCUUAUAAUUGUAGGGAAAGCCUUUUGUUUGUUUGUUUUUAAAUCUAGAAAUGAUAUUUUUAGCCUGUAGAGAUAAUACACAAAAAUUAAUUGUAGAGUUAUGUCCUUAAACUUGAUUCACUAAAUAGCUUUGUUGUUUAAAAAAAAAAAAAACAAAUGUUCAUUUUUGUUUAGUUUUGUUUUUCAUAGUAAAGAUUUGAUUCUUCUGUGAGGUUUUUAUUUCAGUUUUUCUUCUGUCUUGUAUCAUUUUUAUUUUAUUUUAUUUUUUAAAUGACUAACCUGUAUUUCAUUACAAAUGGCUUGACGGCAGGAGGUGUGUAUAAUGUCUCUAGGCUGGUAAAUAUGUACGCUUAUGGAAGUUGUAGUGCAGUAUUGACAAGCAACAUGAUUUGUAACAUGGCACCUGAUUGUCAAAUGAAAUUUCAGUCCUUCACAUGGUUUGACAAAAACAUGACUCUUAAAGUUAAUAUGAGUUUAUUAAACAUCCAGACAUUCUAAGCAAAGCACGGUGCAGUUGGUGAAUGGACUCGAUCGUUUACUCCAGCUGAGGAUGGAGGGCAACUAAGAAACGUCAAACAGCUUACAACAACAUAGGAGUCCGUCUGUUAUAAUGUGUAUAUCUACGCUUAUGCGCAGUAAGUAAAUUAUGCGUACAAAUUGAUGCUGUAAACUAAAAAGCUGUCCGGCUAAGCAACAGAUCAAGGAGAAACUCCACUAGCAAGAGACAGACUAGACUUUCAGGUCACUGAAUGUGUUGUGGUGUUUAUUGUGUUCUUAGCGAUGUGCUUAGUAUGUUAUUUAUCUUUAAAGUUUAAAUAAAGAUUUCAUGAAA